Molecule: messenger RNA, 1704 nt
Organism: Ipomoea triloba (trilobed morning glory)
Lineage: Eukaryota; Viridiplantae; Streptophyta; Magnoliopsida; Solanales; Convolvulaceae
Product: actin-related protein 4-like
Exons: 20
Coding region: 85-1392 (435 amino acids)
Biological process (GO): regulation of transcription by RNA polymerase II
Cellular component (GO): SWI/SNF complex; NuA4 histone acetyltransferase complex
Molecular function (GO): chromatin binding
Source: RefSeq, a predicted model, not a curated record
AUUCUGGACAUGAACCGCGAGAAGAAAAUUGAAAACCCCUAAAACCCUUUCAAUCCCUCUGCAAGCUCAGACACUUCUGCAAUCAUGUACGGAGGAGAUGAAGUCUCUGCGAUAGUCGUAGACUUGGGUUCUCACACUUGCAAGGCUGGUUACGCUGGCGAAGAUGCUCCUAAAGCCGUUUUUCCUUCUGUUGUUGGAUCAAUUGAUCAAAUGGAAGUUGAUAAUCCUGAUAAUCCAGAGAAUAAUUCUGGAUCUGCCCCUGACUCUAAGUCCAAGGGCAAGCGAAAAUUGUAUGUAGGAUCUCAAUCCUUGGGAUUCCGCCGGGAUCAUAUGGAGGCACUCUCACCCAUUAAGGAUGGAAUAGUUGCAGACUGGGAAAUUGUUGAAAACAUAUGGGACCAUGCCUUCAGGGAUUGUUUGCUGAUUGAUCCUAAAGAGCAUCCAAUGCUACUUGCUGAGCCAUGUUCCAAUACUCAACAACAGAGAGAAAAGGCAGCAGAGCUUAUGUUUGAAAAAUACCAAGUCCCUGCUUUGUUUUUGGCCAAAAAUGCUGUUCUAACAUCUUUUGCAUCAGGACGCGCCACUUCUUUGGUCGUAGAUAGUGGUGGUGGAUCAACUACCAUUGCUCCUGUGCAUGAUGGAUACGUUCUUCAAAAGGCUGUUACUACAUCUCCUAUAGGGGGAGACGUGCUUACUGAGGCCUUGAUGAAAAGUCUGGAACAAAAGGGCAUCAUUAUAAAACCUCGAUAUUCUUUCAAAAGAAAAGAAAUCCGGCCAGGAGAAUUUCAGACAGUGGAUCUUGAUUUUCCUAAUACAACUGAAAGUUACAAACUUUACUGCCAGAAAGUGAUUGCCAGUGACAUCAAAGAAUGUGUGAGCCGAGCUCCAGAUACUCCAUAUGAUGAUAGUUCAUACUCAAACAUUCCAAUGACGCCUUAUGAGCUUCCUGAUGGGCAGACUAUAGAAAUUGGCGCAGACAGAUUCAAGAUCCCUGACAUCUUAUUCAAUCCUUCUUUGGUUCAGACCAUCCCUGGAAUGGAAAGUUUUGCUGAGACUGCUACUUCUCUCCGUGGUCUCCCACAAAUGGUCAUUGAGAGUAUAAGUAGGUGUGAUGUGGACAUUCGAAGAGAACUCUAUAGUAGUAUAUUGCUUUCUGGGGGAACAGCAUCAAUGCAACAACUAAAAGAACGUCUUGAGAAAGAUUUGCUUGAGGAAUCUCCACAAGCAGCAAGAGUCAAAGUACUGGCAAGUGGAAAUGCAACAGAGAGGAGAUUCAGUGUAUGGAUAGGGGGCAGUAUAUUGGCAUCACUUGGUUCUUUUCAGCAAAUGUGGUUUUCAAAAUCUGAGUAUGAAGAACAUGGGGCUUCAUAUGUUCAAAGAAAAUGUCCGUAAUUUGCACUAGUGGCAGCGUGGCCCUGUCUGCCAUUUCUGUGAUCGACCGACCAUUCACUUGUUUGAUGAGACAACUGUGUAAAUUUAGUUCAGACUAAUUAAUCCGGAAAGUCUUGUAUCUUGUUUCCGCUAACUGUGAUUAAUUUAGAUAAUGUUGUGAAAUUGGUUACUCCAAUACAUUAUUUGCUGCUGCUGAAAUUGGCCUGCCAUUGAAGUUAGGAGUAAAUCUGUACCUGUAGCUACUUGAAUUCUUCAUGGCUCCUUAUCGAGUACUGAAAAUUGGCAUUCUUUAUUUUACACUUUUUCUAUGAA